This is a messenger RNA of Ziziphus jujuba (common jujube), 2160 nucleotides long. RefSeq names its product senescence-associated carboxylesterase 101-like. The transcript has 4 exons. Gene Ontology annotation, biological process: defense response; lipid metabolic process. Gene Ontology annotation, molecular function: carboxylic ester hydrolase activity. NCBI's taxonomy places the organism in Eukaryota, Viridiplantae, Streptophyta, Magnoliopsida, Rosales, Rhamnaceae. The coding region runs from base 158 to 1918 and encodes 586 amino acids. The record is from RefSeq and is a predicted model, not a curated record.
UAUUUUUUAUUUUUAUUUUUGGGUGGUGAGCUUGCUGUAGGUCAUUGUUUAAUGGACAAGUUGACUUGGAUUGCAUUCAGGUUAUAACUCCAGUAACUAUGUUCUUGAGGUUAUCCAAUCUUCUUGGUUUCUAACUGGAUACUGGAGAGUUGCAAAUAUGAAUUUAUUUAACAAUGGGUCAGAAAUGGCAAAUUUGGUGGUUAGCUCUGGUCUCCUUCAACAAUCAUGGACUGUAAAUUCGAAUCUUUAUGGAAAUAGUGAUCCAAACGAACGUCUUACAUUCAAAGUUUACCCACAACAAAACUACAACAUCUUGGGUUUUGUUAGUUCCCCUCGGACACUUGAAGGAGAUGAGGCAGAGUUAGUUUCAUCAUCUACUUUUCCUCUCUUCGAAUUUUUAUGCAGCAAAAACAACCCAAGUUUCUCCAUUAACAAAGCUGCAAUUUCUCUCUUUGAUUCCUAUCAUUUCCUACUUUCUGAACUGAAAACUCAGCUUUGCCAAGGACCCCCAUAUAAAUCAUUGAUUAUCACCGGACACUCUUUGGGAGGCUCAAUUGCUUCACUCUUCACCUUGUGGAUGUUGGACAGCAUGGUCUUAUCAAAAACCAAACGCCCACUUUGCAUCACUUUUGGUUCACCCCUUAUUGGUGACAGCAGCCUACAGAAAGCCAUCUUUCAAUCUCAAACAUGGAACUCUUGCUUCCUGCAUGUAGUCUCUAACCAAGAUCCAAUACCUAGAAUCUUCCUACACCACAAUCCUGUCCAUCAAACAGGUGUUUAUAAACCAUUUGGGACAUUCCUCAUUUGUUCUGAAUUAGGGUGUGCUUGUUUUGCGCACCCUAAUUCCGUUCUGGAAUUGUUACCUGCAAGUGCCUCGUAUGGUGCUCAUGGUCAACAUCCUCAUCAAAUCUUGCCCUUUGUUGAUUAUGGACCAAUGGUGGAAAAUCUUUACCAUCGGACCUUCUGCCGGGAUGCAAUAGAGUUGGAUGAAUGGGCUACGCAACCAUUUGAGGCAUGCAUUAGUAGACAACUCCAAGCAAUAGGGGUUGGUCGACCUCAGCAGCAAAAUCAGAAGAACGAAGAGAAAGAUAUAAAUCUAUCUAGAAAAACUUCAACAGAUUUGCAGUCUGCCGCUUUUGAUCACUCAGCCACUCUCCCCUCCCCAGGCUCAGGUUCACCUAAAUGGGUUCAAAAUUUGAUAAAGAGGACAAAAAACUGGGAAUUGAAACUUCAAAUUGCGAAGCAGUUUGAUCCCUCCAAGAAGUUGAAUGACAUAAAAGUAAAUAUGGUCUACUUGGAAUGGUACAAGAAGUGGGCUAAAGAUCAGAAAACUGGAUACUAUGACAUGUACAAAAACAAUAUGUAUGAAUCGGACGUUAUGGUUCAAAAAUACAAAGAAGAACUCACAAAUUACUGGAUAAACAUGGUUAACGAAGUGAAAAUUAAGCCCCAGAAGGAAGGAGCCGACUUUCAGUCUCAUUGGCUAUAUGCAGGUACAACCUAUAGAAGGAUGAUUGAACCACUUGACAUCGCUGAACACUACUACGAGAAAAAGAGACUCAACUAUGAAACCGAAGGAAGAUCUGAUCAUUACAUCCUGUUGGAGGAAUGGCUGAAAGAAGCAAAGGAAAUAGAAAGAUAUGCAACAAACUUGAAAAAGGAAAAUGUAGCUUCUAUUCUGACAAUAGAUUCGUGUUUCUGGGCAAAAGUUGAGGAAGCGAUCAUUUCAUGCAAUUUGUUGAAGACAGAAAAAUAUGUUGUUGAAGAAAAAGUGAAGAAGUUGAAAGAUUUUGAGAACUAUGUCUUGGGUCUGUUGACUAACUAUGAAGUAUCCCCUCAGAUAUUCUUACCUGAAAGCAGCUCUAUGAAGUGGUGGAAAGAUUGGAAAGCUUAUAGGAAAACUUUGGGAAUUACCUGACCACUCCACGACUUCAUCGAAUCUGGGACAUAUGUAGAAUAUGACGGGGGUAUCUGGUCUCCACCUGUAAAUACUCAACUAGUUUAAGUUCAUAUACCAAGUAAUUGUUAUAUGUCACCUUUGUCUAAUAAUGUAUUUUCACUUUCCAUCUUUUUGGAGGCAAAUAAUGUGAAAGAAAUGCUUUUAUCAGCUUUUUUUAAUGAUAGUCGUGCGGAAAAUGGGUGAUUAUGUUUCUUUGUUAA